Molecule: messenger RNA, 3268 nt
Organism: Leptopilina boulardi
Lineage: Eukaryota; Metazoa; Arthropoda; Insecta; Hymenoptera; Figitidae
Gene: mus301
Product: helicase POLQ-like
Exons: 16
Coding region: 270-3062 (930 amino acids)
Molecular function (GO): nucleic acid binding; ATP binding
Source: RefSeq, a predicted model, not a curated record
GGUUUAUUCGUCCGUUGAUAGGUUGUUUUGAAAAAAGAAUUUUGAAAUUUUGUUUACCAUUUAAUUGCAUUUUUUUUUAUCUUUGACAAUAAAAUUGUUCUUAUAUUAUAUUUAGUGUUCAUAUAAAGUUGAAGUUGAUUAAAUAUUAAUGUUAUUCAGUUAGUGAAAUUAAUUACAUAGGAUAAUGUAUUUUCGGAGUUCUUUGAGUUGACAAAGAAAUUAUUUAGGGGAUAAAAAAGCAAAAAAAAAAAAAAAAUACGAAAAAAAAAAUGGCGAGCACAGGAGAAGAAAAUAUUUCCUGGAGAGAGCCAACAAUUAGAGGAAGUUUUAGUAGUUCUUCAAGUAAUUUAUCACAAGGAACAUCACAAUUAUCCCAUCAAUCAACAUCAUCGGCUGAAACACUUCUCUCAUUGGACAAUACAAUAUUAAAUAAUUUUUUUGAAUCCGAUGAAGUGGAAAAUAAUUUAACACAAACGAAAUUUUCACAAUCUUACAAUAAUAAUCAAAGCAAUUGUAGUCCAUUGUUAAAACGAAGAAAAAGUGAUAACAAUGAUGAGACACAUGAAAAUACAUUAAAUGUCGAUCAUCCUGAAUUUGAAAUACUUUCAGUAUUAAAUAGUUCAUUUCUUCAUGAAAUGUCGUCUAAUUUUGGCCGCAAUCAAAUUGACAGUCAAUUGGAUAAUUCAUUUUAUGGAUUACCACAAAAAAUGAAAUAUUUGGUUCAAAAAUAUAAGGGAAUCGAUGAACUUUAUGCUUGGCAACAAGAAUGUCUCAAUUUAGAAGCGAUAAAAAAAAGAAAGAAUUUAAUUUAUUCCCUCCCAACAAGUGGGGGAAAAACUUUAGUUGCUGAAAUUUUAAUGCUGAGAGAAAUUGUCCGCAAUAAGAAAAAUGUUAUAUUUAUUCUUCCCUACGUUGCUAUAGUUCAAGAGAAGGUUCAGGCAAUGGCACCAUUUGCAAUUGAUAUGGGUUUUUUGGUUGAAGAAUACGCAGGUGGAAAAGGAGAAUAUCCUAUUAAAAAACGUAGACAUAAGAAUAGUAUUUUUAUAUGUACAAUAGAAAAAGCUUUAGGUGUUGUUAAUUUUUUAAUUGAAGAAAAUCGUUUCGAUGAGAUUGGAACUGUCGUUGUUGAUGAAUUACAUUUACUUGGUGAAGGUGGAGGCAGAGGUGCAACAUUAGAGGGUUUAUUAACAAAAAUUAUGUUUGUUAAUGAAAAUAUUCACAUUAUUGGAAUGAGUGCAACGAUUGGAAAUUCAGAGGAAGUAGCAAAAUUUUUAAACGCUGAUUUAUAUGAAGAUAAUUUUCGACCUGUAAAAAUUCAAGAAUAUGUGAAAUGUAAUUCAGAAAUAUGUAAAAUUGAUAAGAAAACAGAGGAAAUUUUCAUUGACAAAGAAGUUAAAAACUAUCCAUAUUAUACACGUGAGGCAUUGACAAUUGAUCCCGAUUGUCUCGGUGGUUUAGUUAUGGAAAUAGUGCCAAAAGAUUCAUGUUUAAUAUUUUGUUCAAAUCGUAAGAGUUGUGAAAAUGUUGCAAAAUUAUUGACAAAAGUUUUGUUCAGAAAUUUGCUAGAACAUAAUAAGGAGUCGAAAAUAUAUUUAGAAUCCUCUUUGACAAAUGAGGGAACACUUUGUCCAAUUUUAAGAAGAACAAUAAAAUAUGGAAUUGCUUAUCAUCAUUCGGGUCUCACUGCAGAGGAGAGAAAAUUAAUUGAAGAUGCAUUUAAAGAUGGAACAUUGUGCGUUAUUUGUUGUACUUCAACAUUAGCAGCUGGAGUCAAUUUACCAGCAAGAAGAGUAUUAUUAAGAUCUCCUUACAUUGGAACGGAAUUUUUAAACACAAGUCGAUAUAAACAAAUGAUUGGCAGAGCUGGACGCGCCGGAAUGAAUGAAAUUGGAGAAAGUAUUUUGAUUUGUAAACCGGAAGAUAUUCCAAGGAUAAGAACACUAGUGACGGCAAAAAUAGACGAUGUUUUAAGUUCACUUCACACUGAACAAGAUCGUGGUCUCAAUAAUUUAAUAUUGAGUUCUGUAUUAUUAAAUAUAGCAAAAACAAAAGCCAAAUUAAAAUUGUUAAUUAACAGAACACUAAUGAAAUUACAAGAGGCACGAUUAUCCAUUAAUGUUGAGGAAAUAAUGGAUAAUGCAAUAUUUGCACUUUUAGAGAAAGGAAUUUUAAUUGUCAUCAAUGAUAAUGGAAUAAAUUCAAAUUUAAUGGAAAAUAAAGUAAUUUCCGAUGUAACGGAGUUUGAUUUAAGUCAUUUGGGUAGAGCUGCGAUGAAAGCGUGUAUCGAUUUACCAGUUGCAUACGAUUUAUAUGAGGAUUUAAAAGAAGCUCAAAGUCAUAUUAUUCUUAAUGAUAUUCUUCAUCUUUUGUAUUUAGUCACACCUUAUGAUUUAACGAAAAUUAUUCAUCCUUCAGGAUCAAUUUAUUCCGAAGUGGUAAUGAAAUUAGAUAAAGUUCAAAUGAAUAUCGCAAGACGAAUCGGAAUUUCAGAGGCGAGCAUUUGUAAAUUAAUGUCUGGAUUAUUACCCAAGGACGUUCCUGAGAGAAUUAUUAAAAGAUUUUAUAUAACUCUAAUGUUACAAGAAUUAUGGCAGCAAAAAUCAGUUUUUUACGUUGCUGAGAAAUAUCAAGUGAAUCGUGGAACAAUUCAAUUUCUCCUAAAUUCGGCAGCUAAUUUUGCAUCGUCCGUCGUUCGAUUUUGUGAUAGUUUACCUGAAUUUUGGGCAAUAAAAGAUUUAGUAAUGACGUUUGGCAAAAAACUUGAGUAUUGUUGUCCUGAAGAAUUGGAACCUUUAAUGCAACUGCCUUAUGUUCAAGUGGUACGAGCUCGUCAAUUUUAUAAAGCGGGCUACAAAACAAUAACAUCAAUUGCAAAUGCAACGCCCCAAGAGCUCAUAAAUAAUAUCAAACAUUUGCCGAAACAAACGGCAUUUCAAAUAAUUGCCGCCGCCAACCUCUUGAUUGUUGAAAUCAUUGAAAGUUGUCGAGAUAAAGCCGCAGAAGCACAAGAAGGAUUAAUUCCCAGAGCGGAUCUUAGUUUUUUGCUCGAUGAUAGUUUUUAAUUACAUAUUAGAAAUAGUUAAUUAAAAAAAAAAAAAAUCUAACCCCAGGAAUAGAUUAUUAUUAUUAUUGUUACCAAAGACUGAAUAUUAUUAAUUAAUGAUAAAAGAAAUUAUUUUUUUUUUCAAAAAUUAUUUUCUUAUAUAUUCAUUGUAAAUAUCACUUGUUAAUGAAUAUCACAGGAAAAUAAAAAAAAAAAUUUAUAGAA